This is a messenger RNA of Struthio camelus australis, 4476 nucleotides long. RefSeq names its product ARF like GTPase 15. The record is from RefSeq and is a predicted model, not a curated record. Lineage: Eukaryota; Metazoa; Chordata; Aves; Struthioniformes; Struthionidae. Gene Ontology annotation, molecular function: GTP binding; GTPase activity.
GAAAGCAAGACUAAACUAAAUUCAUAGUCCAUCGUCAGCCUCUCUGGGUGACUGCCAGAAGACGUAGAAUUGUGGCAUCACAACAGAUUGGAAGUUGAGCAAGUUCAGGACUAUGUCUGAAUGUAUCCAGCUCUCAUUUGCUGUUUGUAGAAUUGGCAUUUAUACGUGUUUUAGAGCACUUUGCUGCAAGGGACCACCACCACCACGACCUGAAUAUGACUUGGUUUGCAUAGGCCUCACUGGCUCUGGCAAGACGAGUCUUCUGUCACAGCUUUGCAGCGAAAGUGCAGAGAAUAUAGUGUCUACCACAGGUUUUAGCAUAAAAGCAGUGCCAUUCCAGAAUGCCAUCUUGAAUGUAAAAGAACUUGGAGGAGCUGACAAUAUCAGGAAAUACUGGAGUCGUUACUACCAAGGAUCCCAAGGGGUAAUAUUCGUAUUAGACAGUGCCUCCUCUGAAGAUGAUCUAGAAACUGCUAGGAAUGAACUGCAUUCUGCUCUCCAGCACCCACAGUUAUGUACUUUGCCGUUUUUAAUACUGGCCAAUCAUCAAGACAAGCCAGCAGCUCGCUCCGUACAAGAGAUCAAAAAAUAUUUUGAACUUGAGCCACUUGCACGUGGAAAGCGCUGGAUUCUUAAACCCUGCUCCUUGGAUGAUAUGGAGGCAGUAAAAGACAGCUUCUCCCUUCUAAUAAACUUAUUAGAAGAGAGAGACUUCGAACCUUCAAGAAUGUGAAACACAAGAGAGAAAAGUGGUUCUCCAUUCAUCACUGUACCUGUUCAUUCUGCUCACAGCUUAAUUAUGGUGUGAUAUCAAGACUGUGCUAUGAUAUGUUGUUCAUACGCAGUUAGUGCAGAAUACCCUUUUGGUAAAUUAAAUACUCUGUGAAUCAGGUACAUGAUUAUUUCCAGUAAAGGUGUCUACACUACUGAAAUAGGGAGUUCCUCUUUGUUUACCACUAGUUCUGCACACUGCAUGUUGCUUUCUUGCAUUGUCAUCAUCCUUGAUAGGAAAUUUUGCACGCACAAAAAUAACAUAGUCUAUAAAGGAGGAAUUCUGCCUGCUACCUUGGCUUUUAAAAAUAACUAAUGUCUUAGGGAUUUGUGAGACUAAUUUGUAUUAGCUUGUUUACUGACCCCCACAGUCUGUCUAGAAAGCACAGCCACUGAGAAUCUUGAUGUAUGAUACCUUAAAAGCAAGGAGUUUCUUGUUAAUGCACAAGUUUAGUCUGGAGUUUUACUAAAUGAAAAUAUAAUCGACGUGUUGGUUGAGUCCUCUUCUAAAAUGUAAUGCAUAACCUUGUCAAAGACAUAAAACAUUAUUUUGGUGGAAGUUUCCUGAAGAGGAAAUUAAGGCACAGAUGUAUGUGCAUGUAACAGUAUUUGUUAAGAAUAGGUGACAAAAAAGAUGGUCUAAGUAAUAAUAUUGUAGAAAAUACACAGAGGAGGGAUAAAGUAACAACUUUCACUGAAACUAGUUUUUCAUGAAGAAAAGCAAAGCAGUCUCGUAAAUCAGCUGUGGAGGCAUGCUUUGUUACUAGUUGGAAGUGUAACGAUUUUAAAUAAGGAUUGCCUCCUGUAUCAUUUGCUCAUAGAGUACUACUGUUAUCAUAACAGUGCCAAGGCAUCUAUACCGUAAUUAAGGGCCUGCCAGUGUUUGUAUUAUAAGCUUCUCUUUUCAAGAGUUUAUAACUUGUUCUCUAAAACUUCCUCUGAGCUGCGUGUUACUUAGAAGACAAAAUAGUAUUCAUUGGGUACAACACUUGUAAUACAUUUGGAAAAAUCACAUUUGGUUCCUGUAACACAGUGCAUAUUUCCUCUUUCCAAGUUUUCCCCAUUGUAGAUUUGCAGGUUUUUGACUGCCUUCUGUUGGUUUUUAAAACCAUAUAAACCAUUUUGGUCUGAUAAAGAAAUGUGCCAGGUCAGUGACUCACAAUUAAGUCAGUCACAACAGUGUAUGUGCCAACCAGUCACUGGACUGGUGCACACCUUGAAUGUUGUGCCUUGUGCAUUCAGCUCCCCAUGUGCAUGAGUGCCUGCAAACCCAAACUGUAGUGAUGUGCCAAUGGUCCUUCAUUGAUUCUACUUCUUACGCGUUAAAAUUUGUAAACCAUUUUUCAAGGCUUUAAGCAGCAUAUCCUUCCACUCUGAACAUUUAUUUUUUAAGUUUAAAGUAUAUUCUAGUUUCUCACUAGUUUAUUUGAGAAUAAAGAAAUAGCAAGGAUCAGCUUAUAAAGGCUUAUAAAAGCUGUUUCUCUAUUAUUUGUAAUUAUACUCUUUUUAAAACAAAAUGUUUUUAUAGGUCUUUGUUUACUUUUUAAUUUCCAUGGAUUUCUUGGCUUGCUCCUUCAGAACUAUAUCUGCCCAAAUUAAUGGCCUGAUAAUCACUCUUUCAGCUCAUUUCCUAUUAUCAGAAUGAAGCUGGGAAAACUGGUAAGCUCCUUGUUUAAUUUUAUAAUAGAAUAGCCAGAAAGCUUUGCUCAUAAGCCUGAAGGACAUCUCUUCUUGCUUCAUUUUUCUUCUCUUUCCUGCCAGGUCAGUCUCCUCAGUCCUCAGACUCUUGGAAACACCCAAGAACUGGAAUCGCUCAUUUUAAAAUACAGGCUGAGGAGCCCUAUUUUGGUUCCAGUUCUCUCUGUACAAUUUAGAAGCAACCCAGAUGCCCAUCAGUUUCUCUUGUGUGGCUUAAGGAAGCUCCUCUUCCUAAGUUUAAAGAGGAACUGGAUCUGAUUUAGAGCUCCAGACUCUCUUUCUUAGCUAACAUGAGUAAAUACAGAAUCCUUAGAUUGCCACAAGGUCCCCAGAUUUCUGUCCCAGUUAGGGACAACAAGAAGUGAGAAAUGUUGGGGAGGAGUGAGAGAAGUAUUUCCCAGGAGAAGGCAGACAGUUUGGGGAGGCAAAAAGAGGAAUUUUUUUUUUUAAUUUUUUUAAAAAGAGGAAAAUUUUACUGCUUUUUCAUUUAACAUUAGUUAGAAGGUGAGAGGUAAAAUCUUUUUAUUAUUUUUGCCCUUCUUUCCCAUACUAAAAUGAGGGACCAAAGGCACAAGUGAAAAUAAUCCCAGCUGAACGGAAUUCUUGGAACUGUACUUAUUUGUACCAUCAGUGAGUCUGGCCCAAAGAUUUUGGGGGUUUUGAUUUAUAUUUUGGUCAUGAUUUCCCAACUAUGCACUGUUGGAAGGUGCUACGUGGCUAACAUCUAAAAGGCCCAACUAGUCAAAGAGACAUGGCUUUGGCAUAUGCCAACGUAGUUAGACAAGGACCUUUUGAUGCUUAAUGCUUUUUCUUUAGGAAAAUACCAACUGCACAGGAGCAGUAAUUGUUUUCAUAAUGAUUUUAAAUAUGCUUAUUCUUACUAAUAUAGCGAUCAUUCCUUACGAUAGGUUGAAACAAUACCUCAUAACUGAUUAUGGCUAAGACCAACGCUUAACUUUACUUUGAAUGUAGUUCUUUUGUGGUUUUGUGUUGUGGAUGGACUUAAAUGGUUGUGUACCUUUUUAAUGUCUAAACACCUUCACGUUUUUAUGGAGGGAUUAAAAAUGUCCGUAGCAACUCCUGUCACGCAUCCUUUUCUAAAGUGUUCUUGAAUACUAUGGCUGUGGUUCAGUAUGUGAGCACCAUGCAGUUUUUAUUCAGAUGACCAGUCUUAUUUGCUUUUUUAUCUUUUCACACAUGUUCAUCAUUUAGAUGAAAUAAACUUGGGCACUAGGCCCUACUUUCCAUGCAAGUUCAUUAAGGAGUGAACAUUGUCUUUUUAAAAAAGAUAUUGUGCUUUAAUGUUCUUUAGACAUCUGUUGAAUUACUUUGUGUGUGUAUGUGUGUGUAUGCGUAUGUGCCCACAUUGGGCUUCUUCUCAGACCUGUGGCUGUCUGCAAUGUUUCAGCCGUCAGAAUGAAAACAUUAUCAAUCAGUAUCCAACAACAGCUGGUUUUGACAAGCUUCUGUCUGCUGCCUAACGCUUUACAACUUGUCAGUAAGACUUGCUUUGUCUACCCCUUCUCAGCUGGUAAUCUUACUGCUUCCAUGUUGUGUCCUGUGCUUGUACUUCUAGCAUUUGUAUGGAAAGAAAAGUUAAAUCUUAGUGGGUUUUGAUAUUCUUUCUUGCUGUAUAAUGUUCCAUGUGUAUCUUAGCUUGCUUAUUCAAAUGCGCUUUACAAAAAUCUGUGAUGUAUUAUUUCAUUUACCUUCUUGCAUUUCAUUAUAUUUAUAGAAGUUGCAGAUUUUUGUACCGUAUUAGUUAAUACAGUUGCCUUUUUGUAAUGGCAAUUAAUUUAUAUUACAAAAGUUUGUAUCUUUACUGUAGUUGAGAGUAUUAGUUAACUGCCAUAUUAUCUUGACUUUAUACUAAAAAUAGUGUCUAUACAAAGUAGUUGACCCAUUCAAGUGGACAACUGCCAGACAUGAAAAACUUGUACUGUUUGUGAUUUAUACAUGAUUUCCACUAUCAAAAGCAAAAUGAAAAUAAACACUGUGUAGAGUUGA